AUGCUUCAUCUGGUGGUGGCGGCGGUGGAGGGUAUGCUUCUCCACCAUCAAGUGGCUAUGCUUCAUCUGGUGGAGGCGGCGGUGGAGGAGGUUGCGGCAAAAGUAGUGCAUGUGGCGGCAGCAGUGGAUGUGGAGGUGGUGGUGGUGGUUGCAGCGGAGGUGGAGGAGGUUGCAGCAGUGGAGGUUGUGGAGGAUCAAGUGGCGGUGGUGGAGGUGGAGGAGGUUGCAGCAGUGGAGGUUGUGGAGGAUCAGGUGGCGGUGGUGGAGGUGGAGGAGGUUGCAGCAGUGGAGGUUGUGGAGGAUCGGGUGGCGGUGGUGGAGGUGGAGGAGGUUGCAGCAGUGGAGGUUGUGGAGGAUCAGGUGGCGGUGGUGGAGGCGGAGGUGGCGGAUAUGCAUCACCUCCUAGUGGUGGAUAUGCUUCAUCAGGUGGUGGCGGUGGAGGCGGCGGAUAUGCAUCACCUCCUAGUGGUGGAUAUGCUUCAUCAGGUGGUGGCGGUGGAGGCGGCGGAUAUGCAUCACCUCCUAGUGGUGGAUAUGCUUCAUCAGGUGGUGGCGGUGGAGGCGGCGGAUAUGCAUCACCUCCUAGUGGUGGAUAUGCUUCAUCAGGUGGUGGCGGUGGAGGUGGUGGAUAUGCAUCACCUCCUAGUGGUGGAGGAUAUGCUUCAUCGGGUGGUGGUGGAGGCGGUGGUGGCGGAUAUGCCUCGAAAGGUGGAUGUAGCGGUGGAGGGUGUGGUACGCAAUCUGGAGGUUACUCAAGUGGAAAAACAAGUGGAAGUUACAGUAGUAGUAGUGGUGGCGGCUAUUCUAGUAGUGGAGGCGGCGGCGGCUAUUCUAGUGGUGGAGGCGGCGGCGGUUACUCAAGCAGUGGAAAAGGAAGUGGUGGAGGAUAUUCUAGCGGUGUAA
Meloidogyne enterolobii is the source of this 903-nucleotide messenger RNA. Lineage: Eukaryota; Metazoa; Nematoda; Chromadorea; Rhabditida; Meloidogynidae. The record is from the annotation of a GenBank genome assembly.